CAGCACCAAGGACAGCAGCCGCUCAGCCCGGAGGAGCAUCAGUCUGACCGGCGUCAGUCCGCACACAGAGCACCGAGCAGCGGCCGGAGGCAGCCACGCAUCACCCGGAGAGGGACAGAGAGCCUGAGAGCCCGGACUAUGGUUUAAACCCCCACCCCACCCCCUCCCUCCCCCCUUAAACAACCGCAGGGGCGUCUGAGGAAACCUGCAGUGCAAAGCAAAAAUGCGGUCUGGACAUCCCGGGUUAACAGCCUGCCCCUAAUAUGAUGCACAUUCCUCCGCAUUGCACAUAAUUCCGCCUAUUUUUUCAGCCCUCUUCUUCCUUUUUUGGCCGCCCUCCCCCGCUCACACCGCCCACCUGGAUCUCGUCCGCAUUCGAGCUGUGCCGCGCUGCUGUCCAGAAGCUGGUCGAGCCGACCCGCCACCAGGGAGAAAAGCGACCGGGCUGCACUGUGCUGUUUGGUGGUCCACACGAUGCGUCUGUUUCUGCUGGCGGUGCUCUUCUCGUGCUCCUGCGCGCGGGCCGGCUGCGAGCCCAAGAUCGUUAACAUCGGUGCCGUCCUGAGCCAGAAAAGAUACGAGCAGGUCUUCAAAGAUGCCGUGACCCAGGCCAACCAGGUCUACGGCAGGGACAAAUUCAAGCUGACCGCUAUCUCCGUUACGCACAAACCCAACGCCAUCCAGAUGGCUCUGUCCGUGUGCGAGGACCUCAUCUCCAGUCAGGUUUAUGCCAUCCUGGUGAGUCACCCUCCCCAGUCCAAUGACCACCUCACCCCAACACCUGUCUCCUACACUGCAGGCUUCUAUCGCAUCCCUGUGGUGGGACUCACCACCCGCAUGUCCAUCUACUCCGACAAGAGUAUCCAUCUGUCCUUUUUGCGGACAGUCCCCCCAUAUUCUCACCAGGCCCAUGUGUGGUUCGACCUGAUGCGCGAAUUCAACUGGAACCACAUCAUCCUGAUCGUGAGCGACGACCACGAGGGACGGGCUGCUCAAAAACGACUGGAGACCCUUUUAGAGGAGAGAGAAACAAAGAAUAAAAAAAGGAACUAUGAAAACCUCGACCAACUGUCCUAUGACAACAAGCGAGGACCUAAGGCAGAGAAAGUCCUCCAGUUCAGCCAGGAGACUAACUUAACUGCCCUGCUGCUGGAGGCCAAAGACCUGGAGGCCAGAGUCAUCAUCCUGUCUGCCAGUGAGGAAGAUGCUGCUGCCGUGUACAAAGCCGCCCGCUUCCUCAACAUGACGGGAUCGGGAUAUGUGUGGCUGGUGGGCGAGCGCGAGAUGUCGGGUAAAGCCCUGAGUGAGGCUCCAGACGGUCUGAUUGGCCUCCAGCUCAUCAAUGGGAAGAAUGAGUCAGCCCACAUCAAUGAUGCGGUGGCUGUGGUGGCUCAGUCCAUCCAAGAACUGUUUGAGAAGGAGAACAUCACAGAACCGCCGAGAGGAUGCGUGGGCAACACCAACAUCUGGAAAACAGGGCCCCUCUUUAAACGGGUCCUGAUGUCCUCUAAAUACCCAGAAGGCCUCACAGGACGCGUGGAGUUUAAUGACGAUGGAGACAGAAAAUACGCCCACUACAGUAUUCUCAACUACCAGAAGAGUCGACUCAUUCAAGUUGGGAUUUACAACGGAACACAGGUGGUAAUGAACAAUCAGCGGAAGAUCAUCUGGCCUGGAGGAGAGACUGAGAAACCACAGGGCUUCCAGAUGUCCACUCGAUUAAAGAUAGUGACGAUACACCAGGAGCCAUUUGUGUAUGUGAAACCUACUAUGCCUGAUGGAACAUGCAAGGAGGAAAUGACAUUAAAUGGAGACUUAAUUAAAAAGGUUAUCUGCACUGGGCCCAAUGAGACCAUCCCAGGUAACACAUCAGGACGCCCAAUUGUACCUCAGUGUUGUUACGGAUUUUGUAUUGAUCUCCUGAUCAAGUUGGCUAUGACCAUGAAUUUCACCUAUGAGGUGCAUCUGGUGGCUGAUGGGAAAUUUGGAACUCAAGAGCGGGUGAACAACAGUAACAAAAAGGAGUGGAAUGGCAUGAUGGGAGAGCUCCUGGGAGGACUGGCUGACAUGAUUGUAGCCCCGCUGACUAUAAACAACGAACGAGCCCAGUACAUCGAGUUCUCGAAACCCUUUAAAUAUCAAGGCCUCACCAUCCUGGUUAAAAAAGAAAUCCCUCGCAGUACACUGGACUCGUUCAUGCAGCCGUUCCAAAGCACUCUGUGGCUGUUGGUGGGUCUUUCGGUACAUGUGGUGGCGGUGAUGCUUUACCUACUAGACCGGUUCAGCCCAUUUGGAAGAUUUAAAGUAAAUAGUGAAGAAGAAGAAGAAGAUGCCCUCACCUUGUCAUCUGCUAUGUGGUUCUCCUGGGGAGUGUUGCUGAACUCUGGUAUUGGAGAAGGUGCACCACGAAGCUUCUCAGCGAGAAUCCUUGGUAUGGUGUGGGCCGGCUUUGCUAUGAUUAUCGUAGCCUCUUACACUGCCAACCUGGCUGCCUUCCUGGUGUUGGACCGGCCUGAGGAGCGCAUCACCGGCAUCAAUGAUCCACGGCUGAGGAACCCAUCAGACAAGUUCAUCUAUGCCACGGUGAAGCAGAGCUCCGUGGACAUCUACUUCCGGCGGCAGGUGGAGCUUAGCACCAUGUACCGCCACAUGGAGAAGCACAACUAUGAGAGUGCCGCCGAGGCCAUCCAGGCCGUGCGUGACAACAAGCUGCAUGCUUUCAUCUGGGACUCUGCGGUGCUGGAGUUUGAAGCCUCGCAGAAGUGCGACCUGGUGACCACGGGAGAGCUGUUUUUCCGUUCGGGCUUUGGCAUUGGCAUGCGCAAGGACAGCCCCUGGAAACAGAAUGUGUCCCUGGCCAUUCUCAGUUCUCAUGAGAACGGCUUCAUGGAAGACCUAGAUAAAACCUGGGUGAGAUACCAGGAGUGUGACUCAAGGAGCAAUGCCCCAGCCACACUCACCUUUGAGAACAUGGCAGGGGUCUUCAUGCUGGUUGCUGGCGGCAUUGCAGCAGGAAUCUUCCUCAUCUUCAUCGAAAUCGCCUACAAGCGCCAUAAAGACGCCCGCAGGAAGCAGAUGCAGCUGGCCUUUGCGGCCGUCAAUGUUUGGAGGAAGAACCUGCAGCCCUCUUCCUCUCUAGAGACUCAGGAUGAUAGGAAAAGUGGUAGAGCAGAGCCCGACCCCAAAAAGAAAGCCUCUUUUAGGUCCAUCAGUACCACCCUGGCCUCCAGCAUCAAGAGACGUAGGUCCUCCAAAGACACGCAGUAUCCACCUACCGACAUCACGGGCCAACUCAACCUGUCGGACCCGUCUGUCAGCACCGUGGUGUGAAGACGGAGAGGGAGAGGUCCGCCGCCAUGGGGAGAGAGGAAAUGACACGAGGACGGAGGAGAGGAGAGCAGAGGAUGAUGGGAAUGUGAAGGCCCCUUCUUCUUCUUCUCAUUCGUUUUUCGCUGUCUGAGCCGAGGUUUUGGUUUCACCGGCUGAUGAUGGAGCUUUGAGGGAAAAAAAAAACAACAAAAAAAAAAACUGCCUGCUGAAGAAACACUGAACCUGCACCUUUUACAAGUCAGGACAACCUGGCCUUAGAUGUUUGUAGGGGUCCCUGAGCAUGCACAGAAGAACCCAUUGAUCUUUUCCUUCUGUAUAUUAUUAGCUAACCUUUUGUCACACUAAUUUACUCACUGUUUGAUGUAGUUUUAACUUUCUGACCAGUUGUACAGCUUUAGCGAGCCAAGUUUAAUUUAGUCAAGUUCAUAGAGUUUUGGUGCAAUACUGUACUCAACAUAUCACUUCAAGUUAGACACCAUAGUACUAUCUAUUGUUUCUUAACAUAUACUGCAAUACAGCUUCAGUGGAUUUCAAUUUAAGUCAUUUGAAUAGAAUGUAUUUGUGUUUUUAUCUCACUUUUUUAGCUUAGAUAGGAGGGUUUUUUAGAGAUUUAAUCUGAGAACACUACUAACGGCACUAAUAUGACUAACUCUGUCAACUAGUGGAAAUGACGGAAGCAUGUGUGUGCUUGUAUUUGCAUAAGAGCUUUAUGUAGUUGAAUGAUAAUACUGGAAAUGUGGAAUCUGAAGGCUUUUAUUCCAGACUCUGCAGUUUUAUCCCCCUUUAAUUUUCUACUAAUCUUCUAAAAUGCAUGUUGUUUUUGUUGAGACUUCAAAGCAGGUGUACAUAUGAACCUCUGGAUUAAUUUUGCAGGCUUGUGUUAAACGUUUGUGAAACUCAGCCGUGUUGCAUUUGGGGAUGCCCUCGCUCUUCCUCUCUCCCGCUGCAGCAGUCUUUCUCAUUUCCAGUCUCCGAGGGGUUGCAUCAAAGGGCCAGGUUUUUCACCCAACCAGCACUCGGUCUUUCAUGCAAAACCUCCUUCCUGCUCCGUUCAGGAAGGAGAACUUUUACACGGAGGAAGCCGAGUGAGUUGAGAGCUCAGUUUGCGAGCUUGUUUACAGGUUUGGUUAGAUGCAAAAACAGGCCGUUUCCCAUUUUCUGGAGCUGAGAAACCACUGCUAUUCGGUUGUUUGUUUGUUUGAAAGACUAUUGUAGACUUCCUGGUGUCUGGCACUGCAUAGCACUUUAUGCUGAGGGGUUUCCCAAACUGUAAAAAAAAUAAAUAAAUAGUAAUAAUAAAUACACUUCACCAUCAAACUAGAGCUAAGGAGACCCAUGUAACAUCUCAACAAACUGUUUUUUUUUUUAUUUUUUUUUUAUUUGUUUGUUUGUUUUUACCAAUUUACAAAAUGUUCACAUUCACACACAAAGCGCUGAGACAGAGUUUAGUUUCAAUCCUGAACUGACAGUUUUCUUCUGAUCACAUUCUUCUUUUUUCCUUUGCAUGCUUACAUGUUCCUACCAGUGCUUUAGUUUGUUUUUGGAUGCGCAUCAUUGCCAUGUACAGUAAUAGGAGACCAGAGGAGCACUUACUGCAAUGGAAUGAAAUGUAAAUAAGAGUGGUUCAGUGUAGACGAUGCUGAGGGGAUUGUACUGCACUUGUAUUACGACUGCAGCUGAGUCUUUACUAUAGCCACAAACACACAACUGAGUUGUGAUACAGAGACAUGCAUGAACACACACACACACACACACACACACUAACCUCAUAUGGGAGGAAUCACUCAUUUUUCUUACCUUUUCCUAGUAAAGACCUUGCAUUGAGACAUUUUGUUAAUACAAUUGUAAAUAAAAUAUACUUACAUAUGGACAAAUCUGA
This is a messenger RNA of Sphaeramia orbicularis (orbiculate cardinalfish), 5209 nucleotides long. RefSeq names its product glutamate receptor, ionotropic, N-methyl D-aspartate 1a (gene grin1a). Lineage: Eukaryota; Metazoa; Chordata; Actinopteri; Kurtiformes; Apogonidae. The transcript is spliced from 22 exons. The record is from RefSeq and is a predicted model, not a curated record. Gene Ontology annotation, molecular function: signaling receptor activity; ligand-gated monoatomic ion channel activity. Bases 475 to 3330 code for a protein of 951 amino acids. Gene Ontology annotation, cellular component: membrane. Gene Ontology annotation, biological process: monoatomic ion transport.